GUAUCAUCGAUUUUAUCAGAAGAGAUUUUCUGCUAAUAUCUCCCCAUCGCCCCGAUCAGGCUUUUGAAUUUUCGCAAGCUGCUUUCGAUGACUCUGAUCCCGAUAAUUACAAUCGUAUACAAUAAAAGAGAAUAAUUAGGCUACAGGGAGCGACAAGGUCGUUGUAUUAAUUCGGGACAUUGAUCAUCAUCAUCAUGAGCAGUUCAUCAGGUCAGUCAAGCUCGAUUUCAAGGCUGGAGGAGGACGUACAACCGAGCCCGAAAAGGCGGAAAAAUUCAUCAGCAAAAUCACGAGAAAAUCAAGAGAAUGGCUUCAACAGCAACAGCAACAGCGAACCAACACCCAGCCUUCCUACAACACGUCUAAAUGCUCCUACAACACAGGCUACUGACAAUCAUGGCAAUGGAGACAUCGUCUCGUCAACAUCAACCGCAACUACCACAACAGCAUCAAAAGAGCGAGAUACGGCAACGGAGACAACUCCAAAUACAGUGUCUGGGACUGAAGUUGUAAACGGCGCCGUUGUAACGAGAGCGGAAAAUUCGAACGAUGGGGCGGAGUCAAAGCCAGCCAAUGGGCAGGCAGAAGCGGAGACUACGGACCAAUCAGUGAGGAGGAAUCAAUUCGGGGAGGUGUCAGACGGUCACAUGUCGUUAGAGGAUUGGCUUGAGCAGUGGAGGAAAGGCAAAACUAGGUUCACCAUGAAGGUUCCGAACAGAAUGUUAGUGAAGCAUCACGGCAAGCUGGUGGAAGGGAAGACGAACCCGGUAUUCUUCUUACCUUGCUGCGGGAAAUCGCUCGACAUAAAAUGGUUAUCUGACAAGGGCUAUUCCGUGGUAGGUGUUGAGAUCGCUGAGAUGGCUUGCAGACAAUUUUUCGAUGGUCACGACAUAAAAUACGAAGAGGAAGACAUCAAAGAUGGACCACAGGGGAAACUCUUCAAGGGCAUUGAUUGUGAUAUACGACUUUAUUCCUGUGAUUUCUUCAGUGUGACGAGCGCCCUCAUUGGUCAGUUUGAUUGUAUCUGGGACCGAGGAUCCUAUGCAGCGAUGAAUCCAUCAGAUAGACAAAGGUACUGUGACGUCAUAUCAAAGUUACUCAAAGACGAUGGACGGUAUCUCCUGGACUGCUUUGAACUUGAACAUUCCGUUUUCGCUGGUCCCCCGCACACGACAGAUCCUAAAGACUUGGAGAGGUAUUUCGAUUCAUUUGAUGUUAAUCAGAUUGAGCACGUUGAUGCGAUGAACGACUGGACGCGAUCCUGGGGAGUUGAGUACUUCUACCAGAAUGACUUCAUCCUUACCCACAAAAAGAAAUAAUACUUCUAUGAGUGAAAAUUAUUUCCUCAAAGUUAAUGUUAUUCAAAACGAUAAGAUCCAUAAUGGAUUAAAAACAGUAUCGUACGGAGCCAAAAGUUUUGAGGGGGCGCAAUAUGGCAUAUCGGGCAAAGUUUAAAAAAAGUUGCGACCGAGCGAUGCAAGGAAGCAAAAAUGUAGACAUUUUUGUUACAAAUCAUAUUUUGUUAUAGCUUUUUACAUAUUCAGAAAAACUCUCGGGAUUUGUUUUGUGUGGGGGGGGGGGGGGCAAGCGCCACCAAGCACCCCCAUCUGUAAGAGACUGAUAAAAAAAAAGUUCCACAACCAUAUUACACACGAUAACCAACGACAUGGUCGCUGGACAAAAAAAAAAAAAUGUUUGUGAUUUUUUUUUUAUUUACGACGGCGGUGAUCAUUUUUGACAACCCAUCUCAUAGGUUGCAUACAAUUAGGCCAGGUGCCUGUAAUAAAAAUAUUCAUUUUGACUUACAACAUCUAUUUGUAGCUGGUAUCAUGUAACAAUUGUUUAUGUUGCUUAUUAUCUGAUUUAGAACAGAAAAUAGAUCUGACAUUAUUCAUUCACCGUGCAUGAUGGCUCAGUGGUAGAGCGCCCCCCUCAUGAACAGGAGGUCGUGGGUUCGAUCACUGGGCGAGUCAUACCAAAGACAUAUAAAAAUGUGACCUUCUGCCUUCUUAAUUGGCGCUCAGCAUUAAGAUUGGAGAAGGGUAAUAAUAAAUUAUGAUGAUGAUAUGAUAUUCAGGGCCCGCAGGUGGAGCAGUUUCCUAACCGAAGUGGCUACCCUAGGUAAAUAAAGCGCUUAUUAUUAUCAUUAUCAUUAUGAUAAUUCAUCUUCGUUGAGCGCUUAGUGGUCUCUCUCUCUCUCUUUCUCUUUCUCUCUCGAUUUGGGCAAUCAAAAUUGACAAUCAUAAUUAGCGGCAUCGCUUUUUUAUAAUGAUAUUUAGAAGUAAUGAAUACACUAAUUUAUAAUCAAAAUCAUCAUUUGGAUGUUUUAAAUUAUUAUUGGUUUCAGACUCGGGUUAGACGCCAUCCUCCGGUUCUUUUUUUUCUUCAAAUCGCUAUUUUGGUUUAUAUGAAUUUACUUAAUUAUUCACGUCAUAUUCGUUAAAAAAGACAAUCAUACACACUUUUCAUUCAUACUUCUGUCAUAUUUGCUUUCCAAAUGUUAAUCUACCCACAAAAGGUUUAAUAAUUUCAAGUAUUUUGUUUUAGAAUACCCGAGUAGUGUUAUCAUUAUCUGUUAUUUGUUUAUUUAUUCUACUAAUUAUGGAAGAUCGAUUCCGGUUUGACGGUUAAAAUAUAUAAAUGGAGGAAGUUUUCUACAUUUUGUUGAAAAUAUGGGAGUUGGGGAGCGGUAGUUUAAAAAAACAAACAAGAAGUUAAGAGACCAUGGUAAACGCAAUUACAAUGCAUAUUUCAUGUUCUUGCUUUCUCAGGGGCCGCGGGGGGGGGGGGGGCUGGGAGGGCUUCAGCCCCCCACUUUUUUCCAAAACCGUGUACAAAAACGUAGAAAUUACCAUAUAAUUGUGAUUUUUUGCAUGGUCAGCCCCCCCCCCACUUUGAAAACCGUUCCGCGGCCCUUGUUUCUAUAUAGUUCUGCAGCCAGAUUUUUAAAGAAUUUAUGAGGAUUAUUUUCACGUUCUUGUAUGGUGUGGCAUUAUUAUGAUAGCAAUGUACAUAAUUAUUGUUGAGGAUUCGCUACGAUUUCCAUGUAUUAUAUGUAUUUCUAUGUAUUUCUUAAGUUAAAAUAUGGUCAUGAUUCCUCAACCAUGACAAUUGUGUAUUAUGUAGCCUACCUAAUGUAUCUAUCCUAUACAUGCACAUGGAUAAUUAGUUGAUGUGAAUUGAAUGUUUGUUCUUUGUUUGAUACUAUUCGGUCUUAAAUAAAGGAUUAUAAAAUGGGUAAAAGACAUUUGCGAAACAAUGCCAUGUUUUGGAGUUAUAUAUUUUUCUAUAGUUCUGUCGUUUGAAACGACAAUACGUGUCAAUAAUGAUAACCUGAAUAUUUAGGUAAAUUUCCUGACUGUGUAUGAUAUAUGUGUAUUCACUUUUGCCAUAGAUCGACAUGGUUAAUUUGCUUGCACUGCCUUAUUAACUUGAAUGUAAUAUCUGUCAUUCGUUAUAAUCAUAAUUGUAUUUUUGUUGUAACGCCUUUCUUCCAAUUGACUUGUUUGAUGAAAUUGACAAUAAAAAGAUUUAUUCAAAAUAAUGA
Molecule: messenger RNA, 3547 nt
Organism: Lytechinus pictus (painted urchin)
Lineage: Eukaryota; Metazoa; Echinodermata; Echinoidea; Temnopleuroida; Toxopneustidae
Product: probable thiopurine S-methyltransferase
Exons: 7
Coding region: 195-1319 (374 amino acids)
Molecular function (GO): thiopurine S-methyltransferase activity
Source: RefSeq, a predicted model, not a curated record